AUGAACAUCUAUUAACCAAAUCAAUCAGCACUCACCAGUGCAUUUAAAUCAUAGGCUACUCUGACUGAAUAGAAGGUCAUCUUUUUGGAGUAGUCUCUAAAUAAGGCCCAAAGAGAUCUAAAUGAUGUAAGAUUUCAAUAAAACCAUUUAAAGUCUAAAAGGGAAGACUUAAUCUAGAAUUAUCACAAAACCAACAGAAAGCUCUUGAAAUAAGUGGAUGAAUUACAAUAAUUAAUCAAUAAUACACAAACCUACAUCAGAUUAGAUUAAUUAAUUACUGCUUUCAAAAAUAAUAACUGGAAUGAUCAUAUAGCUAGAUAUCUUCAUGAGAAUAACAAGUUAACAUCUUAAAAAAUAAAAAUAAUUUAAAAAAUUAUAUUAACUGAUUAAUAACUAAGUGAUUGGAGGGAAUAAAUAAACAUGAUAGAGGAAGAUAUUAAUGGAUUGCAUCAUUAGAAUAGUGCUUUGAUUAUUGAAUUCGAAGAAUUAGAUGAAGUGAUUCAUUAAUGGAAUGGUUCAGCCAUAGAACCAAUUAGCAAAAUCUAUCAGAUUAAGAAACAGUUAAAUGAGCUCAGGGUCAAUUACUUAGAUUUGUCAAGUGAAAGAUAACGGAAAGAGACAAGUCUAACAGAAUUGACAACCUAAGUUGACUCAAUCCAGGAGAAUCUCAAUUAAUUAAGAAAAGAAUAAAUACCAGUUUUUUAAGAAAUUGACUUUCAACUCAAACAAAGCAUUCAAUUUUGGUUUUCGCCAGAUUUGGUCUACAAGGUCUUUCUAGAUAUUUUCAAUGACUUUGUUGAUUUCAAUAAGGAUAAAAUAGAUGAGGUAUUCAGCAUAUUGAUGCAAAUUCAUGACAAAAUUGUUGGAUGUUGUUUCAGUCUGUUGCAAAAGCACAUCAAGUUUGAAGAGAGAUAACAACUGUUUGAUACGAACUUUCAAGAAGCCACCAGCUUAAUUAAUUAAUAUUAGUAAUGGUUCAAGGAGAUAGAUGUUUAAGACUUCGAGUGUUUGCUAGGUAUUUAUUGA
Molecule: messenger RNA, 1026 nt
Organism: Paramecium tetraurelia
Lineage: Eukaryota; Ciliophora; Oligohymenophorea; Peniculida; Parameciidae
Exons: 2
Source: RefSeq, a predicted model, not a curated record